Molecule: messenger RNA, 2559 nt
Organism: Cercospora beticola
Lineage: Eukaryota; Fungi; Ascomycota; Dothideomycetes; Mycosphaerellales; Mycosphaerellaceae
Gene: DRS1
Product: putative ATP-dependent RNA helicase
Molecular function (GO): RNA helicase activity; ATP binding; nucleic acid binding
Source: RefSeq, a predicted model, not a curated record
UUAUUGCUGGUCCGAUCCCGCUCACAUUCGCAACAUGGCAUUCGACGACUUGAUAGGGACUUUGUCCGAUGGAGAUGUCUCAGAUGAGGAAUUUGAGCAGGAGGAAGUGGAGGAGACGCCGGCCACACAAAGCAAGAAACGGAAAAGAGAGGUAGCAGUGCAAAGUGCUGUCAAGAAGCAGAAAAGUGAUAAGGAUGAGGAUCUAGAUUCUGACUUCGAGUUUGAGAACGAGGGUGGAGCUGCCGAGUUAGAUGACCUGGAUGCGUGGGCACUGGCUGGCAAUGGAGCGAUCAACGAGCCAGGCAAUAUCGAUGCGAUUGUUGCGCGAAAACGAGCGAAGCAGGCCCCAGCGAAAGCCGAAGACGAUGCGAGUGGCAGUGACAGCGACAGUGAUGACAGCGAAGAUGAAGGGAUAGCGGCAGCAUAUGACGAGGAAGAUGAAGAGGAAGAAGAUGAUGCUGUAAAUGGUGCUGAAGAAGACGGAGACAGCGAGGAGGAAUUUUCGACGGCGAUGGAAGGCUUGAACGGAGACUUUGAUGAGGGGGUUGAUGGGGAGAAAGACAGUGAGGACGAUGAGGACAAAGAAGGCGAAGACUCUGGCGACGAAGCGGAAGUGGCAGCACAUGUGCCACACCCAGACGAUAUGGCAGAUGGGUCUGAAUCCGAGGCAGCUGAAGAUGUCGUGGAGAAGGAGAAGCGCAGCAAGUUCUUUGCGAACGACCUGGACAGCUCCAAACCCACAGCGACUGCAUUCCACACCAUGAACCUUUCCCGACCGAUUUUGCGAGGCCUUGCUUCCGUCGGAUUCGACAAGCCAACACCGAUUCAGGCCAAGAGUAUUCCCGUUGCUCUCGAAGGGAGAGAUCUGGUCGGAGGCGCCGAGACUGGUUCAGGAAAAACAGGAGCCUUCAUCAUUCCCAUUUUGGAACGUCUCAUGUUUCGGCCGAAGCGCACAGCUACAACCCGCGUCGUUAUCCUUAUGCCCACUCGAGAGCUGGCAUUGCAAUGUUUCAAUGUCACGAAGAAAUUGGCGGCCUUCACCGACAUCACUUUCGGACAGGCAAUCGGUGGUUUGAACUCACGCGAGCAGGAGAAGGCACUAAAGCUUCGGCCGGACAUCGUCAUUGCCACUCCAGGUCGUUUUAUCGAUCUUGAGCGAAACAGCACUGGAUUCGACGUGAGCACUGUCGAGAUUUUGGUGCUGGACGAAGCCGAUCGUAUGCUCGAGGAAGGGUUUGCGGACGAACUGAACGAGAUCUUGACGAAGAUUCCCAAGUCUCGCCAGACUAUGCUCUUCUCUGCUACCAUGACAAGCAAGGUUGAUGAUCUCAUUCGUUCAGGUCUGCAGCGACCUGUGCGACUCAUGGUGGACUCAAAGCAGCAGACAGUGAAAGGCCUCGUCCAGGAAUUUGUACGUCUGCGACCGGGCCGGGAGAAGAAGCGUCUUGCCUACCUGCUGCACCUUUGCGAGAAAGUGUACACAGAUCGGGUCAUCAUCUUUUUCCGACAAAAGAAAGAAGCACAUCGAGUGCGUGUCAUUUUCGCGCUGGUCGGCUUGAAAGCUGCUGAGUUGCAUGGUACCCUGUCUCAAGAGCAGCGUAUCAAUGCAAUCGAGUCUUUCCGAACAGGCAAAGCGAACUUCCUGCUCGCAACCGAUCUUGCGUCUCGUGGUCUGGAUAUCAAAGGCAUUGACACAGUCAUCAACUACGAAGCACCACAAACGCACGAGAUCUACCUUCAUCGUGUCGGAAGAACUGCACGUGCUGGACGUACUGGUCGAGCAUGUACGCUCGCUGCUGAGCCAGACAGAAAAGUUGUCAAGGCAGCCGUCAAGGCGGGCAAGGCGCAGGGAGCAAUCAUCAAGCAGCGCACGAUCGAAGCUCAUGAGGCAGAUGCUUGGCAUUCGCGGAUAGAAGCUUUGGCAGACGAGAUCGAGGACGUCCUGCGUGAAGAGAAGGAAGAGAAAGCACUUAAUGUGGUCGAUAAGCAAUUGAGCAAAGCAGACAACAUGGUGAAAUACGAGGACGAGAUUAAGUCCAGGCCGAAGAAGACUUGGUUCGAAAGUGAGAAGGAGAAGCAGGCGGCGAAAGAUCGUGGUCGGGCUCUGCUGAAUGGGCCUGAGGCUGUCGAGACCAAGAAGAAGAAGGGUGGCAAACUCUCCAAUAAGGAUAAGAAGAAGCUUCAGGCAAAGGACGAUCGUAAGUCUGGCGGAGAGUGGAAGCUCAGCAAGAAAGCCACGACUCAAGGCAAGGAGUCGUCGGACAAGAAGUUGGCGAAAGUCAGCAAGCAGAGAGAAAAGGACAAAGCACGUGGGAAGGGCUCGAAAGCUAAGUACAUUAAUGGGAGGAAGUAGAGAGCAUGCGCAUCGCGCUGCUGAUGUCCCUAGCGCUACAGCUUCACCCCCGACAGCCGCUUCAAAUCGCUCCUUCCACUUCUCUCAAUGCCAAAACAUUCCCCUUCCUGCCUUCGUCUUUCUCUUCUGCUUAAAUAGAGCUCUUGGGCGUAUGGACCAAAGGAUAUGUAGUUGUUCCACUUCAAUUGCCUAUUGCGGUACUGGGA